AUCAAGGUUGCCAAAGCAAUGCGGCAACUGGAAGAAGGAGGUGUGAACAUUUAUUAGAAUGGGAGAUGAAGAGGUACAAAAGUGAGCUUGAGAAAAGUCAGCAAACACAGAUUGCAGGAGACUUAUCAUUCAGUGGUACCCCACAGAAGAGUUUUACUGCUCCUUUUACACCAAUUCAAAGUCAUAAAGAUGCUAAGUUUGAAGAAUUAGAAGAAAAAUACAAUAAAGAGGUAGAAGAAAGAAAAAAGCUAGAAGCAGAACUGAGAAUCAUCCAGCAGAAAAUUAAUCAGUCUUAUCCUCAAAGCAAUUUGAGUCACAGGGAGAUCGCUCGGCAUCAGGCUUCCUCAUCUGUGUUUUCAUGGCAACAAGAAAAGACACCAUCUAGAAAUCUAGAAACCCCUGUAAGGAAAAGUUCUGCAACAUCCUGUUUUCCAUGGGAAAAAGAAACAAAUUCUAAUAUGUUAUCAGAGACGAAAGAGCUCAACAACAGUUUUGCUGAGAAUUGUAACAAUUCUUCACUCAUCAACCAGCUAAGAGCACAGAAUCAAGAGCUAAAUUCCAAAGUUAAAGACCUAGAACAACACCUGCAAGUUCUCGAAAAAGAGAAGAAAACCCAUAUGAAUAAACAUCAAGAGAUUCAGCUCCAGCUGGAUAGAAUGAGGUUGGAAUUAAUAGAGAAGGAUAACAUUCUGAACAAAAACAAAGAUGAAGCCACUAGACUGACAACACGACUUGACCAAGCUACUGCACAGGUCAAAAUGAUGGAGCAAAAGGUGAAAAAAAUGUCAGAAGAACUGAAUUGUCAAAGACAAAAUGCUGAAAGUACUCGUUGCUCUUUAGAACAGAAAAUAAAAACAAAGGAAAAGGAAUACCAAGAGGAACUAUCCUGUCAACAACGUUCCUUACAAACACUGGAUCAGCAGUGCAAUCAGAUGAAGAGCAAACUGACCCAGGAGCUUCAGCAAGCCAAAAAUGAGUUCAGCGCGCUGCGGGCAGAAUUGGACAAAGUAAUGGCAGUGAAACAACGCCUGGAACGUGAUACCAGUGAUCUCACCCAGAAGCUGUGCAGAGCAGAGCAGGCUUUAUUAGCAACCCAGGCCAAGGAUACUGAUUUGACAAGAAGCUUUGAGGAAUUGAAGAAGGAAAAAAAUCUUCUUGAUUGUCAAUUUGAAAAAAAAUUGCGAGAAAUCCACCAACUUGAAGAAGAGCUAAAAACUACAAAGCAGUCUCUAAAACAGAGCCAGAUUUUUGCUGAAGAGAUGAAAAAUAAGAAUAUAUUUCAGGAAGCAGAAUUAAAAUUACUACAAGAGAAAUGUAAAAAGCAGGAUAACUCUCUUUCUUUGGAGAAGCUGAAAUUAGCUUUAGCUGACAUGGAAAAGCAGCAAGCUUCUACUCAAGACCUGCUCAAGGAAAAAGAAAAUUAUAUUAAAGAACAAAAAUGUAAAAUAAGUAAAAUGGAGGAAGAAUCAGGAGCUUUUCAGAGCAUCCUUGGAUUCAAGGAGAGAGAAUAUGAAGAAUUAAAAAAAGAGGCUGCUGCUUUUUCUCAGUGGAAAAAUGAAAGUGAUGAUCUUAUAAAUAAACUUAAGUCUGAAAAAGAAGGCAUGCUGUCUCAUAUUAAUGAUUUGGAGAGUUCGCUCCAAAGUGAACAAGUCAAAAAUAAUGAACAUAGUGAGAAACUCAGAGUAAUGGAAACUGAAAAAGAAAGGAGGAGGAUAGAGAUUAAAGAACUCAGAGACAUGUUAGAUGGUAAAAGCAUGCAAUUAGAAGCAAAGGAAAAUGCUUAUGAUGAACUACAACAGCGAGCAGAAUUUUCUGAUAAAAAGUACUUGAAAGAAAUAGAAACUAUGUCCUGUAAAAUAUUCCAGCUCACCAACCACGUUAGUGAACUAGAAGGAAGGUUACAAUUGGCAGCAUGUGAAGGACUGCAAAGGGAUCGAUGUUUCCAUGGCCUCCUUGGCGAACAUGAGAGAACUUGUUGUCUUGUAGGAGCAAAGGCUGUUCCAGAAAUGACAGAAGAUGGAGAAGUUCUUCUACAAAACAAUCGGGAUGAAGCUGUUUUUGAUGAUCAACAACUCGCCAUGAGUAACUCCAUCACUGAGGAGCACAGAUGUGCAAAAGCUGUUCUAGGAAUAGAAGAAAACAAGGAUCUGACCGUCCUAAAAGAUCAAAUUUCUUCUCUUGAGGUUUCAUUGGUGGCUCAAAAACAGAUGAAUUCAGAACAAAAGAAGCAGUAUGAAGACUUACUGCAAGUCAAGGAUGAAACACAAAAAAGGUUAGUUGAUGUAGAAAAGAUGCAUGAAAGCUUCGUGACAGAAGCUAAACAGCACAUUAGUAAUUUGCAGGUAGAUAUUUCAGCACGUCAGGACUUUAUUGAAAAAACAUUAGCUACUCUUCAGGAAAAGGAGAUGCAACUACAAAUGCUGAAUGAAAGAUUAGAAAACGGGCAAGCAGAGAUUCAGUAUUUAAAGAUCAAUAAUAAAUUGCUUGAGGAUUCAUUAAGACAGCUAGAGCUCAUGUCUGAAACAUGGAGUUCAGAGAAAAAAGACAUGUCUUCAGUAAUUUGCACUUAUAACAAAGAAAUUGAGAAACUUACUGAAGAAAAUGGAGCCCUUAGGGAUUUAAGCAGAACUUUAGAGCAAGAACAAAUAACUUUACUUGAAGCAAAUAAAAGUAUAUCUAAUAGCUUAAAGGAAAGAGAAGAAAUAAUUUCUGAAAUGUCUAGAAGACAGAGAGAGGAAAGAGAAUGUAUUGAAGCAAGAUCUGAAGAAACUGAAAAGGAGCUUACUGUUCUGCAAGCAAAGUACAAAUUGAUGGAAGAAAAAAAUGUGAACAUGAUGUGCAUUUUAAGAGAGCAGACAAAUAAAUCUGAGAAGAAUAAAGCAAAAUUAGAACAAGGAAAACAGAUAUUUAGUGAGAAUCAAGACAUCUUAUGUAAACUACUAGCCUCAGAAGAAACAAAAAAACACUUAAUUCAAGAACUUCAACAACUACAGUCAGAAUUUUCCCAUAGCGAAAAUAUACCUUCUGUUGAGCUUGACUGUUUAAGACAGGAAAUUUUAACCGUCAGGGCAACACAGAGUAAAACGCAAGAGCAAUAUGAUACCUUAUUUCAAGAGAAGGAGCAAUUGGUCACGGGACUAGAAAGUAAAAGUGAACCUGUAAUUUGUGGCUGCAGUGAUGAAAGGAGAUUCACUUCUGAACAGCUGAGGAACCCUGUGGAAGACAAGGACACUCAGCUAAAACUCGAGCAUCUUCAAAUCGAUUUUGAGGAUCGAGGUCCCUCUGCAGAAAACUACAGGUUACAAAUAAUGCAGUUGGAGACUGCUUUAAAAAUAAUGGAAGAAGAACAUGAGAAAUGUAAGAGGGAAAAGGAGAAAUUGCAGGAGGAACUCUUGUCUGUUAAAGAAUAUAAAACUUCAGGUUGUCAGCCAGCAAGGUUAGAUGAAGGUAGCCGCUCAUUAGAGUAUAAUUAUGGUACUGCUAUCCGGAAUUGUGAUAGAAGAGGAAUGAGUGAAAGUUACUCAUUGCUUUUCCCUGCAUUGACCUCUGGAGAAAAUCAUCCUGACCAACUGGCAUCAUCUUUGCAGGUAACAAUAAGCAAGCUGAAUGAGCUGGAGAAAAUGUGUGAAAGAUUACAGACUGAAAACCUAGUAUUAACUUCUGCAAUUACUGAUUCAAAAACUGAUAGCAUCACAGUUAUUAAUAAAAUGACUGAAGAGGAAGAGAAAAUAAUGAAUGCAGACAAAAAUUUAAAAGAUGAGAAAGCUAUGUUUCCUGACGAACUUAUGGAUCAGAGUGAUAAUAGUGAUAGAGGGAUAUAUUUUGAUAAUAAGCAAGUACCCUUCAAAUUUAAAGAAUGCGGUGCUGGAUAUAGUUCUGAAUAUGAAUGCAAAGACCUAAAGUUAUCCAGAAACGAAGUUAAAAUGCACUUUGCUGAGAUAAGAGAGAAGUUUUUCUCUUUACAGAAUGAGCAUAAAGUGCUAUAUGAACAACAUUGCACUAUGAGGUCAAAAAUAUCUGAGCUACAGUGCUGUAUUGAAACACUGAAGGCAGAAAACUCUUCAUUGUCAACAAGUCUGAGCGAUGCUAAUACGGAUUCAAUGAGAGUGCUCUUAUCUUCCAGUCAGAGGGAUGGACAGCUGGAUUUAGCUGAAACUAAGGCUGCUAUUUCUUUUCCUGAUCUUUCUCAAAGCCCCUCUUUUAUAAAAAUAAGUCAGACUGAUAGUUCUUUCGACAGUGGUAUAUACAAAUGGCCAGAGGAAAUUAAUCAGUUAAAUAGUUUAGAAGAAAUAAUUCCAGAAGGUGCAGGAAAAGUUUUAGCGGAAAAUCCUUGUAAUGAUCCCACACUGGACUCUGCAAAAGAAGAAAAGACCGUUACCCCUGGAAAGGCUAAUCUUGAGAGUAGGGUUGAAGAACUUCAAAUGCUGUGUCAGACAUAUGAGAAGUCCAUUAAGGUGCUUGAAGACCAAUUUCACCUUCAGGAAGAUAGGAAGAAGGACGAAAUACAAGAGCUGAAGCAAAUUAUACUCUCUGAAAGAAAAGAAAUAGAUCAUCUCAAACAGCAAAAUAUAUCUGACAAUGAAGAAUGGCAGCAGAAACUGCGUAACCUGAGUAUGGAAAUGGAGUGCAAACUGGCAGCAGAGAGGAGGCAAACUUUAAAUCUGUCUUUGGAGCUAGAAGCAGCCAGGUUCCACCUGCAAGCCCUUGAUUUGAGCUCUCGUUCUCUGCUGUGUGCGGAUGCUGAAACGAACCCCCAACAAGAAAGCAACAGCUUUUAUGAACUGAGAAUGCCUAAUGAAAACGCAGCACAGAGAAACGACACACCUGAGCGGAGCCCCUGCAAAAAAAUGGCGAUAAGAGCGAAAUCCAUGUGUGAAAAUGUAACUGAGACCAUUGAAGGAAGAUUUCUAGAAGACUGUACUGAGAAGUUGCGUGGAGAACAAGAAUGUAGAAAUUUGUCAGAAGAAAUUGUUAAUGUGUCAGACUGUGCUAGUGUGUUGUCAUUCUCCAGCACUAGUAGUUUUUUGAGUGCAGGGGAUUUUUCUGAAAAUCAAAUAAGCACUGAAACAAACCAGCAAAUUGCUGAAAAUCUGAAUUUGAUUUAUGAGACAGAGGAAAGCAGAAAGAAUGUUGAUUUAUUACUGAAAGCCAAGGAAUUAAACUUGCCAUUGGACUUUCAGCAUACACACUUAACUCCUCAGAGAUCAGCUUUUGCAGAACUAGAAGAAACUGCUGUGCUGCUUAAAAAAAUAAAUUGUGACAUGAAAGAAAAACUGGAAUCUGUUUCUGUCGAUAAGCAGCAAUUAUCUCUUAGAGUAAUGUCUUUAGAAAAAGAACUUGGCAACGUAAAGUCUGAGCUGGAAGAAUAUAAAGUUAGAUUGUCUAAUGUAACAGCAACAGAGACACUGGAUGAUGUAGAAAUGACCAACAAAGACUGGCAUGAGCGAUUUAUUGAAGUGGAAAAUGAACUGAGGAGGACAAAAUCUGAGAAAGUAAAUAUUGUGAACCAGGUCUUUUCCAUGGAGAAAGAUUUUGAAAUCCUUCAGUCAAAAUAUCAGCAAUUAGAAAGGGACAGAGAAAUUAAACUAGAAACUAUUUGUAGACUUCAAGAGCACCUUGCUGCAGUCACGACUGAGAGAAAUCAUAUUGGCCAAGAACUAAAUAUUUUGUCUGAAAAUAAAAAAGAAUGGGAUAAAAUGUAUCAGAACCUACAAGAGAAAUUAAAAGAGCUAGAGUCAAAUAAAAAGAAUGUUACUGAAUUCAUUAGGUCAGGGGAUGAAGUGAUGACAGAAACAAAUCUGUUUGUACAAUCUGAUGUAAAUCAGAUUUCAAGUGAAAAUGAUCUUCAGAAAAAUUUGGAAAAAGAUGUAGAGUCGUUCACCAUUCACCAAAGCCAAGCAGCAGAUUUGAACAAGGAAAAAGAUUUGGACGUAAGAGAAUCUGAAAUGAUGCAGAGUAAAUUAAAUGCUUUAGAAAAGGAAAAUUCCAAGCUCUACAAAUCUUUGGAAGGUUUGUUAAUUGAAAAAGGCGAGCUUGCUGCCAGAUUAAACUCAGUACAGCAAGAAGUACAUCAAAUGAGAUACGGAAUUGAGAAGCUGAAAGUCAAAAUUGAAUCUGAUGAGAAGAAGAAACGUCACAUAGCUGAGAAGCUGAAAGAAAGUGAAAGGAAAGCUGAUUCUCUUCUCGACAAAAUUGAGAGGCUUGAAAGAGAAUUGCAGAUGUCAGAAGAAAAUCUAGAAGAUGCAUUUGUUCAAUCAGAGACCGCUAAAGCAGAAGCAGAAACAUUAAAAAUUGAGAUGGAAGAGAUGGCUGAUAGGUCGAAAUGUUUAGAAUUAGAAAUUGAUGCCCUCAGCUCACAAAAAGAGUGUCUGGCUAAAAAUUUAAAGGAAAAGCAAGAAAGGAUCCUUGAACUAGAGUCUUCAAAUUUGGCUACAGUAAAAAUAUUAGAAGAAAAAGAGAAAGAAAAGAUGCAAAUCAAGGGUGAGUUUGAAAAUGCUGUAAUGUUGCUGAAAUCUGAACUGAAAGAUAUAAAUGAAAAACUAGAAUUUUCCUGCAAGGAGCAAGCUGUUGCUAGAGCAAAAGAAGAAGACUUAAUUAAUCAGGUAACUCACCUUGAGCAAGAUAGAGCAGUGCUAUUACAACAAUGCGAGGAAAUAAAAAGUGAAAAUAUCAAAUUAGAACAUUCAAAGGACAUACUUGUUGAACAGUUUAUGGAUUGUAAGCAAAAACUGGAUGAAAAGAUUCAAGAAAAUGGUGCUCUUCAAAAGCAAGUCAAAGAUGCAGAGCAGCUCUCUUUGCAGUUGACACGUAUGGAGCAUGAGCAUGAAUGUUGGCACCAGGAAAAGAAGGAGCUGGAGAAUUUGAUCACUGAAUUGAAGCUGAAGGGGCAACGCUUUUCUAGUAAUGAAAGUUUUCAGGAUAUCCUGGAUGCUCUAAAAAUAUCUUAUAAAGACCUUGGGAAGGAACUGGAAUCUACACUUUCCGAAAAGAACACUUUGUGUAAAAAGGUAAAUGAACUGACUGAAAGUUGUACUGAGUUGGAAGUCAAACUACGUAAUACUGAACUGAAGAUUUCCGAAUUAAAGGAAGAAUCUACUAUGGAAAGGAAGAAGCUUGCUGAACAAAUACAGCUUCUUCAAGAAGAGUCAGAAAACAACAAAAUUCAGCUGCAUCUGGCUAUAUCAGAAAAAAAUGAGCUGAGUAACAGUUUGGGGAUGGUUCAGAAAGAGUUCCAAGAAAAGGAGAGUGAAAUGAUAAGAGAAAUAUUAGAAUAUCAAGACAAACUUCAUCAAGCAGAGAAGGAUCAUCAGGCUGCUCUAACAGAGCUAAACCAAAAGAAUGAAGUAGAAAUUCAGGCUUGUCAAGAUAAAAUGAAUUCACUGGAGCAUUUCAUCAGUUCACAAAAAAUGGAAAUUGAGCAUUUGAAGUCAAAUAAAGAGGAAUUAAAUAAUUUUCUUAAAGAAGCUAAUCAGACGUUAGGAGAACUCCAGAAGAUUAAGGCUGACAAUAUUAACAGUAUAAUUGAACUAAAGAAAGAAAAUGAAUUUGCUCAUAGUAAAGUGCAGCUGUGGAUGAAAUCUUGUAAACAGAUGGAACAGGAAAAGGAAAUGUUGAAGAAACACAUAGCGGAACGUGAUGAGCUAUUGAAGAAGAAAAAUCUAAGUGCUGAUGAGAAUGCCAUUGCAAAAGAAACUAGGUUAAAACUGGAAGAAUUGCAGGAGUCUGUAGAAGUGAAAACUAGAGAGGCAAAUGAGAACUUGGAGAAAUACUGUUCUCUAAUUGUUAAAUAUUAUAAGCUAGAAGAAGCAAAUGAGAUGUUAAAAACUCAAGUCGCUUUGUUGAGUGGUCAGUUGAAACAGCCAAUGAGUGAUGCUGUGAGCUCUCCUGUGCCCAGUUCAGAUGCCUCGGGAACAGCUGAUGAUCAGUCAGUCAAGGGCAUGAAGUCAAAGGAAGAUACUACUAAGCUUUCAAGUAAAAGGCGGAGAAAUGAAGACUCCCCGAAAGCUAGUGGAGAACCAAGAUCCCCUAUGCCAAAGGCUUUAUCAAAAAAGAGAAGGAAGGAUGAUCUCCAUCAAAACUUGCUUUCACAGGAGAAUAUGCAGUAUGAGGUGGAUGGACUUCCAGAAGUGGUGAAAAAAGGUAUUUAUAUUUUUGUUAUAAAGGAAGGCAGUGGGAGUGAGGCCCUCCUCCCUUUCUACAUAGUGCCAGUUUAUGACAAUUUAGCGCUUGAGGAAGUGUGCUGGACGGAUCCUCGUCUGCCUUCCCGAAGCAGGAAAUUGUCUUCACCUCCACAAGAUGUUAAAAAAGCCAAAUCAGAUUAUCUUGGUGAGUGCUUUCAUCCAACAGCUGGUGGCAGCAAAUCACAAAAGGUAACUGAUGAGCAGCAGUCCCAAGGAGGAACAGUUCUUCCACUAACGAAGGCUACUUCAAGAUCACCGCUUUGCACAAAAACUAUUCCUGAGGGUAACACCACCGAGAGCAACAUGGUGCCCAAAGCCAAAAACUCCCUGAACGUACCGCCACCUGAGCAGCAUGAACAAGAAAACUGCAAGGUGCAGUAA
Molecule: messenger RNA, 8561 nt
Organism: Tinamus guttatus (white-throated tinamou)
Lineage: Eukaryota; Metazoa; Chordata; Aves; Tinamiformes; Tinamidae
Source: RefSeq, a predicted model, not a curated record